Messenger RNA from Ornithorhynchus anatinus (platypus), 2137 nucleotides. It is a transcript of the gene DGAT1, whose product is annotated as diacylglycerol O-acyltransferase 1. Gene Ontology annotation, cellular component: endoplasmic reticulum membrane. The transcript is spliced from 17 exons. Gene Ontology annotation, biological process: triglyceride biosynthetic process. NCBI's taxonomy places the organism in Eukaryota, Metazoa, Chordata, Mammalia, Monotremata, Ornithorhynchidae. The coding region runs from base 102 to 1622 and encodes 506 amino acids. The record is from RefSeq and is a predicted model, not a curated record. Gene Ontology annotation, molecular function: diacylglycerol O-acyltransferase activity.
GAGGAGGAGGAGGAGGCGGGGCGGCGGUGUCCAGCGCCGGGCAGCUGCGAGGCCCCGGGAGUCCGUCCGGGAGUCCGGCCGGGAGCCCGUCCGGGGUCGCCAUGGGAGACCGGGGCGGCGCGUCCGGCUCUCGCCGGAGGAGGACGGGCGGGCGGCACCAGCCCCAGGUCGGCGGGGGCGGCCUGGCGGCGACCGAGCAGGACCGGCCGGCGGCGGAGCCCAAGCGGGGCAAGGCGGGUCCGGAGGAGCUGGCCGCCGCCGACGGGCCGGCCCCCAGGGGGGCGGCAGCAGCAGCAGGAGGAGGACCCCCCGCGCCCGCACCCGACCGGGAUUGGAGGUGCCAUCGGGUACAGGAGUCUCUGUUCAGCUCAGCCAGCGGAUUCAGUAACUACCGGGGCAUCCUGAACUGGUGUGUGGUCAUGUUGAUCUUGAGCAACGCACGGCUAUUUUUAGAAAACCUCAUCAAGUACGGCAUCUUGGUGGAUCCGAUCCAGGUGGUGUCCCUGUUCCUGAAGGACCCGUACAGCUGGCCCUCCCUGUGCCUGGUCAUCGUGGCCAACACGUUCGUCCUGGCCGGGUUCCAGGUGGAGAGGCAGUUGGCGGCGGGCACCGUGUCAGAGAGGGUGGGGACUCUGCUGCACGUGGCCAACCUCCUCACCAUCCUGUGCUUCCCCGCUGCUGUGGUGCUUCUGGUCCGCUCCAUCACUCCAGUUGGCUCCGUGUUUGCACUGGGCAUCUACACCAUCCUGUUCCUCAAGAUGUUCUCUUACCGCGACGUCAACCUCUGGUGCCGGGAACAGUGGGCCAGGGGCAAGACGGGCAAAGCCGUUUCCGGUGCCAAGAAGGCCAACGGCGAUGUGGGGUCCGGUGCGGUGAGCUACCCGGCCAACCUGACUUAUAGAGACCUAUACUACUUCCUGCUGGCCCCCACUCUGUGCUACGAGCUCAACUUCCCACGCUCCCCCCGCAUCCGUAAGCGGUUCCUGCUGCGCAGGCUCCUGGAGAUGCUGUUCUUCACGCAGCUGCUCGUGGGGCUGAUCCAGCAGUGGAUGGUCCCCACCAUCCAGAACUCCAUGAAGCCAUUCAAGGACAUGGAUUACUCUCGCAUCAUCGAGCGGCUCCUGAAACUGGCCGUCCCCAACCACCUGAUCUGGCUCAUCUUCUUCUACUGGUUCUUCCACUCCUGCCUUAACGCAUUGGCCGAGGUCCUGCAAUUCGGAGACCGCGAGUUCUACCGUGACUGGUGGAACUCCGAAUCCGUCACCUACUUCUGGCAGAACUGGAACAUUCCUGUCCACAAGUGGUGCCUCAGACACUUCUACAAGCCUGCGCUGAAGCGGGGGAUGAACAAGUGGUUGGCCCAGACGGGCGUCUUCCUGGCUUCGGCCUUCUUCCAUGAGUACCUGGUGAGCGUGCCGCUCAGGAUGUUCCGCCUGUGGGCGUUCACCGGCAUGAUGGCCCAGAUCCCGCUGGCCUGGGUCGUGGGGCGUUUCCUGCGGGGGAACUACGGCAACGCCGCCGUGUGGCUGAGUCUCAUCAUCGGGCAGCCCGUGGCCGUCCUCAUGUACGUGCAUGACUACUACGUGCUCAACUACGAGGCCCCCGCGCUCGCGGAGCCCUGAUCGGACGAGGAGCGGGCGGGCGGGCCGGCCCGCGGAGGGCCGGCCCUCUCCGGCUCACGCUGCAAGUUGUCUACGCGGCUCCGUCGGGGCCCCCUCCGCCCGCCGCCCCCAGCGGGCCUCGGGCCGGGGAACCCGAGUCUCCCCCAGGACGCUGGAGGAGGGAGAACCCCUCCUGUGGGGGGGUGGGGGGACCCCGGUCACCCGUCCGUCCGUCCCCGCUCCUCCUCCGCCGCCCGGGGACUUCAGAAUGUGCGUCUGUGCCAGGGCCCGCCGGGGCCGCCGCCCCCUCCCCCGCGUCGGCCAUAUCUGCAGGGAUUUGGGGGGAGGGUGGACGGUCCGGCCUGGGCGCUUCCCUACCCGUGGAACUCCCCCUCCCGCGGCUGGGAGAGAGGGAAGAGCUCAGGGGGCCUGGGCACAGUGGGCGAGGGAUGGGGGGGGUCUUACCACUUGCUGAUUUUUUAACGAUUCCACUGUGCUGCGGCCAUGUCUGUCAUUAAAGUGUUGUCCAAAGUGGC